UUCUCUAUACGCUCCCGACCGUUCGCGCCCAUCACACCCGUUCCGCCGAGCGUUCCCGUAGGACGGCAUCGCGCCCCACUACAUCCCUCGGACACAGUGACGGUGUUUUUCGUUGACCACUGCCGAAAACGAAGAUAAAAAUUAUUAUUGUUUUCACAUUUCUCUCGAUCCGGCACGCACCGUUUUACCAUUACGCGGUGUCAUUACAAUAUUAUAACAUUACGCUCUGUCCGUCCGUCGCGUUUGCGUCGUCACGCUGGUUGCCUGGUUUUCCGUUACUCCGAGCGGCAGGCGCGCCGAACAUUUCCAAACAGGAUCGACGUCGUUUCUGGUUGACAUGUCGGGCCCGACUCUCAAGAGACCUUCGGCGCUGCCGUUAUCUGUAUUGAUGUUUGUCACGCUGUUGUUUCAAGUGACAAUGAUUAGCGUUUCUGGCCAAGAGGACGUAUCAUCAACGACAAGCAUUGAUGACGUAAUUUCGGAAGUGUUUCCACCACCAUCAUCAACGACAAAUAUUGAUGUAGUAAUUGAUAAAUUGUUUCCACUACCAGCGGAUCAAUGUGUAUGUGUACCAUAUUAUUUGUGCAAAAACAACACGAUUAAUACAGAUGGUGAAGGAUUAAUAGACAUUAGGUUUAAAGAAGGCCCAUGUCCUGACUACUUGAAGGUGUGCUGCCGGGAACCUAUGAAAUCGUCAGAGACUACAAAUAUUUCUUACGAAGAAAAGCGCACGACCUGUGGCCAUCGGAAUCCUUCUGGUGUAGGAUUCAGAAUAACUGGACACUACCACAACGAAGCGCAAUUUGGCGAGUUCCCCUGGAUGGUGGCGAUCCUCAAAUUACAUUCAUACAACCAAUCGAAAACUUACCUGUGCGGUGGUUCAUUGAUUCACCCACAAGUCGUGUUGACUGCAGUCCAUUGCAUACACGGCAAAGACCCAAACGAAUUAGUAAUUCGUGCUGGUGAAUGGGAUACACAAACGGAAAACGAACUGUUACCGUCACAAGACGGUCAGGUUUUGAAAAUAAUCAAACACGAACAAUAUUACGGUGGUGCACUUUACAACGACGUGGCACUGAUCAUUAUCACCCAGCCGUUCAUACUCAGAGAAAAUGUGGGUACACUCUGUUUGCCUAGCCAGAGUUACGUGUUUUCUAAAGAAAGAUGCAUUGCUAGUGGUUGGGGCAAAAAUGUAUUCGGUAAAACCGGCGAGUAUCAAGUCAUUUUGAAAAGCAUAGAUUUGCCGAUCGUACCAUAUGAUCCAUGCUUGGAACUGUUAAGAAAAACCAGGUUGGGAAUGAAAUACAAAUUGCAUGAAAGUUUCAUUUGUGCCGGCGGGGAAAAAGGCAGAGAUACUUGCCAGGGCGAUGGCGGUAGUCCUCUGGCGUGUCCACUUGAUAAUAAUCCCGAACAGUAUCAACAGGCUGGAAUAGUAGCAUGGGGAAUCGGAUGCGGAGACGAGACACCCGGAAUAUACGUGAACGUGGCUCUGUUCAGAAACUGGAUCGAUGAGCAGAUGGCUAAGGAGAAUUUCGAAACGAGCUACUAUGAUCCGAGCUUCAAACCGGGGAAUUAAAUUGUCUCUAUGUCUCUCUCCUUUACAGACACUCAUAUAACCUCCCGCUCUCAUUCUCUCUCGACUUUUUAUAUCUUCUCUGCCACCACGCAACCCGUCGAAUGAAGCUAAGAUUGACUAUAGAGUACAAUCGUGUUGGAGUAAAUCGAUGUGUCAAGUGUAUUUUUCAUUAGCAUCAUUAUUAUAAUUAUUACAAUUACUUAUUAUACUAUACCGAACAAAAAAUGUCGUAUAAUGACUUGUAAUUCGCGCAUGAUCUAUUUGAAAUUGUAAUAUGUAAUUAAUUGUACAUCCGUAGAAACCCGAUUUUAGAAAAUAAAACAAGUAAAUCGCAAUAUAAUAUUAUAAUUAUUUUAAACACUAUACCUUUCAAAAUAGUCAAAAAUCUAAUUAGAAUACUCUGCCGCAAGACUCUGCAGUUUUGAUAGGCCUCAUUCAUUUAAUAUAAGAUAUUGUGUGCCCUAUAUAAUCCAUUUGUAUACAUGGCACAAUAUUGAUAUUGACAUGUAUAGUAGUUAUCACUUUAUCCGUUAGACGUUAAUAUGAUUCGGUCUGAUAUUUAGAAAAUAAUAAAUUAUCCACAGUUAUAUUAUUAUUUCUAUUGAGUUAAAAAUAAGUAGUACCUAAGGUUGCAUAAUUUAAAUUUAUAACGUAUUUAUAUUGUAUUAAUUAUUAUAUUUAUGUGAAAUAACAUUUGAACGUGAAACUACAAACUACCUAUACGCUAAAAUUACCUAUGUCGUAAGGUUUAGUCUAAAUAUGAAGUUAUAAAUACUUAAUUACUCUUUGAUUUUAUAUUGUACUAUUCGUCGUUUAUAAGAGAAACUAUGAAAUAUUAAAAAUAUUAAUAUCACUAAC
Messenger RNA from Rhopalosiphum maidis (corn leaf aphid), 2434 nucleotides. RefSeq names its product phenoloxidase-activating factor 2-like. Lineage: Eukaryota; Metazoa; Arthropoda; Insecta; Hemiptera; Aphididae. The transcript has 6 exons. Gene Ontology annotation, molecular function: serine-type endopeptidase activity. The record is from RefSeq and is a predicted model, not a curated record. The coding region runs from base 338 to 1576 and encodes 412 amino acids. Gene Ontology annotation, biological process: proteolysis.